GCGUUACGUACAGGAAAAAGUCGGUACGAUAAAAGCUGGGAAGACAACAACUAACUAAAACUACCACGUAGAGACCUUUUUUAAAGGAAAAAAACGUUCUGUUUGUAAAUAUAAGAGCAGUUUACAUUGGAACAUACGACAAUUAACAAAUUUCUAUAAAAGCUACUGUUUCAGGACCUGUUACCAACUUCUUCAUUCAGCUUUCAUAAAUUGUGUAUUAUUUUUUCAAACUUUGUUUCAAUUGAUUUUCACUUUUGUAUUGAAAAAACUUGGGAUAAUAAAACAACUGUUCUUCAAUCAAAGUUUUUUUCACUGAAAGGCAAGUGAAAUUUCUGGAUUACAUUCAUACGUAGAGCAGUCACACUUUGGAUUUCUAGUUAAAUGUGUGCGAAUUAUCUUUUACAAGAUAAGCCUUGAGCGGACGUUUGUUUUCAUUUUGUUUUGCUUACAUUUCCUGAUUUUUCUUGUGUUCAGAUGCCUUGCUUAGAAGCAGAUAUAAUGUCAAACAAUGAGCUUGGAGAUUAUUGCACUCCAGAUCGACUCAGAGACGAGAUCAGCAAAAAUGCUAAAAAUGUAAUCAUCAUAGACUGCAGGCCCCAGUCUGAAUUCGCUCGGGCCCAUGUCCGAGGGUCCAUCAACAUAACGUUACCCACACUUAUGCUCAAACGGUUGAAGAGAGGAAAUUUAAACGUCUCCUCAAUUAUUCAAAACAACGAAGCCAAAGAGCGGUUCUCAAAGUAUUCUAAAACUGCCUCAAUAAUCUUGUACGACGACUGUUCAACAGAGCUGAACGCCAACCCAUCUUCGGUGAUAAAUUUACUUGUAAAAAAGUUGCGGCAGGAUGGAUGCCGGUCAUCGUUUCUUCUUGGGGGAUUCUCAACUUUUGAAGAAAGGUUCCCUGAGUACUGUCAGAAAGACCACGAGAGCAGUAUACUAGGACUCUGCAACCUAAGGAUAUCAGAGGAGCCAAGUUUUGGUGACAAUGACACCCUGUCCACAGGCAGCACAGCCAGCCCCAUAUCCUGCCCGUACCCUGUCCAGGUGCUACCCUACCUGUACCUGGGCAGCGCCAAGAAUUCAGCCGACCUGUCGCAGUUGAAGAAAUACGGGAUCACCUAUGUGUUAAAUGUGACCACAAAUGUACCCAACAUGUUCGAAAAUGAAAAAAACUUUAAGUACCUGCAGAUACCAAUCUCCGACCACUGGUCACAGAACCUGUCCUCGUUUUUUCCUGAAGCAAUUCGAUUUAUUGAUGAAGCUAGAGACAAUCAGAAAGGCAUUCUUGUCCACUGCCUAGCUGGUAUCAGCCGGUCGGUCACCGUCACAGUGGCCUAUCUAAUGAGCCGAGAGAACAUGAGCCUGAACCAGGCCUAUGACCACGUCAAGAUGUGCAAGCCCAACAUCUCCCCCAACUUCACCUUCAUGGGCCAGCUGCUGGACUUUGAAAAGGACCUCCACGGAGAGAAGGGGGUUGACUCUGGGGACGAAAGUCUUCCCAGCGACUCGGAGAAACUGAGCCCCACCAGUAGUAACUGCAGCCCGAUUUGAUAUUUUGUAACUCGUUAAGUUAGUUAAUUAAAGCAAUUUUUUUAUAAGGUUAAUUGGUAGUGUGGUUGUUAUGUUCGUUAGCUUGUCUGCUUGUUCUUAGGUUUUUCUACAUAAGAUUUGAAUCUGAUUAGUAAUAUUCAGAUGUUCUUUCAAAAUAUAUUAACUGCAGCAUCAGUUUUUUCUAUUUACAGUUGUUGACAAUUUUUUACCACACUACUAUGUAGAAUAUUAAAAAAAAAUCCUUCAGUUCAAUAUAUCUGGUUGUAAUGUCAAAGAAUGUAUUUUGUACAUAGAUAUAUAGAUAUUAAAUAUAUAUAUAAUAUAUAUAUAAUAGCAUUGAGCUGUUGAAAUCAAAAGAUAGCCUGUUUUAACUGAACUCUGUGAUUUUGAAAAUUUGUUUAACAUUGAGAAAUCUGGCAAAUUUAUUCUCUAACUAAACUGUUUUUUUUUAAUAACUAUUCCUGUCAAUGUAAAAUGAAAACAUUUUUUUGUGUGUUGAGUAUAUCCUCUGGCAGUGAAAUAGUAUGAGUUGUUUCAACACGUUGUUAUUUUGCUGACUGCGCUGUCCUGAACAGGAUACUGUUGAUGUUCAAAUUUUUACACAUGUUGACCUGUUCAGCAUCUAAUGAAAAUUAUGUGGGCUUCCUCUUCUAGUGUCGUGCCUGACCUUACGAGUGAUAGUUUGUUUUAUAAAAAAUUUUUGUUUGUUAACGUAGGUUUGUUCAUACUGAAAUAGUUGUUAAUGUAAAAAAAAACUAAAAAUCCUUUUCCGCCAUUUAAAGUGUCCAAAUGAAUUACCAUGAUACGGCUACACGUUGUAGAUCCGAUUUGUUUACUGGUAAAAAAUAUGACAGCCGUUGUCUUGUUCAGACAACAGAGCUCAGCCUUUACUAUGGGCUUGUCUUUUGCCAGACAGCCUUGGGAAGUGUACGUACAAUUUGUAUGUAUGUAAAGUUUGUUGUACAUAAGUAACAGCAUAACUAAAGUUCUCCGCGGACUUAGGACUGUUAGUCUUUCAAGUUUUCAAAAAGUUGUAUUUUUAGUUGUAAGUUGUUUUUUUUUUCUACCUGUUCAUUUUAAUUAGUUCCACCUUCAGAUGGCAGCAGGUUUUAAUUACAUGUCAUUAAUUAAUUAUAUUUAGGAUUUUAAAAUAAUUUGAAUGAAUACGAAAUAGCUAAUGUCUUGAUUCAUUGUCAUGCCUAUAAUAAUAGAUUCAAGGUAGUAAUAUAGAACGGGGGGGGGGGGUAAUAGAAUGAAUCAUAUGGGACCAUUAAGCUUGAAGAAGCUAAUUAAAAAUAUAAAUUAAUAGGAGUUAAGGGAAUACCUGAUAAUCUGUAUACUUAAUUGAUCUGUUUACGGUUUAGUACUAGUAAAAUUAAUUCGGCUAGUAAUAUAGAGAAUAGCUUUAAACCUAAAAACAAUUCAAAAUUAAUGGCACAAUUUUAACACUUUGAUUUAUGGAGUGCCAUUGAUAUAAAAUAACUUGCAUUUUUAAAAAAAUAUCUUGUUUAUAUAUUGUUAUUGAACUACCAUUACUAUAUAUAAUAUAUUUCAACUAAAUCUGUGAUUAUAUUGCCUUGUGGUACAAAGCUAACAAAUGACUGUUAGUUUGACGUUUAUGCUUAAAACUUACAGUUGUCUAAUUUGAUAGAAAUGUGGUGAAAUUUGGUCAAAUCUUCCCUGGCAUAAGUACCCCUGUUGUCACGACAGUUUGCUUCGGUAUUUGACAGAAAUUCGCCAACAUUUUGUACAUAGUAUGGACUAAAUAAUGUCGUUACCCAAAUUUAGGUCAUUAAGCUAAUGUAUAUUUACAUCGCACCCACUGCCAAUAUUGUUAUGCGCUGGUUAGGAGUUUGCGCACUGGUAUUGAGAACAUUUUUAUCACAAAGCCUCCUUAGACUGUGAGUUUUAAAUAAAUUUGAUCAUUUGUAUAGUUAUUUUCACUAGAGUUUUAAUAGUAUCAGAGAUCCUCUGUGUGAUUGGUCUAUUGGAAUAAAAAAAAAAUCAAUAAGUUUUAAAGAAAUAAAAGAGAAAUUUUUUUUUUAACUGUUUGACCACCUGUUACAGUUAGUGCUAUCUGUCAGCACACCUGUGGAUCCCAGGCUCUUCCGAUGAGUUCUAGUCACCUGGAGACAGCUGCCUUACUCUUUUGUAGUUUGGUUUCCAUGGCAACAUUAUGAUUUUUUUUUAAAAAAUUUUUGAAAUUUUUCUAUCCAAUUUUGUAUUUUUAAUUUAGUUUAUCAAGUGUAUGUUUGCUGUAGUAAAAAGUUAGCUUUUUAGAAAUUAGCUUCAUUGUUCAUUUAGCACAUUUUAAAUUGAUUUCUUAUCUAAUUUUUCUUCAUGUAGUUACACUGUUAGAUUUUCAUUUUUUUAUUUUUUUUUUCAUUUUUAUUAGUCUAAAGUAGUUCAUAAUCAAAACCUAGCCUCUUUAAAGUAAUUGUUGAAAGCUACAUAGAAAAUUGUACGGAUAGUGACAUGGGAAAAAAAAUCUGUACGAAAAACAUCCAUAAUAGUUUUUGGAUACCUGAACACGAUUCAUAUAUUUGAUAUAUUCCUAUCUUACACCAAAGUGGCUUUGGAUAACUAUUUUGUUGUUAAUAAAUUUGAUGGGCUUCCAUAGUAAUUAAACCACCAUGGUAGAUGAAUGACAACUAUUUUUUUUUCUUAAAUGCUUCCAAA
Messenger RNA from Physella acuta, 4227 nucleotides. RefSeq names its product dual specificity protein phosphatase 7. Lineage: Eukaryota; Metazoa; Mollusca; Gastropoda; Physidae. The record is from RefSeq and is a predicted model, not a curated record. Gene Ontology annotation, molecular function: MAP kinase tyrosine phosphatase activity; MAP kinase tyrosine/serine/threonine phosphatase activity; protein tyrosine/threonine phosphatase activity. Gene Ontology annotation, cellular component: cytoplasm; cytosol. Gene Ontology annotation, biological process: negative regulation of MAPK cascade; peptidyl-tyrosine dephosphorylation.